Molecule: messenger RNA, 4869 nt
Organism: Thermothielavioides terrestris NRRL 8126
Lineage: Eukaryota; Fungi; Ascomycota; Sordariomycetes; Sordariales; Chaetomiaceae
Exons: 3
Coding region: 1-4869 (1622 amino acids)
Molecular function (GO): protein binding
Source: RefSeq, a predicted model, not a curated record
AUGACUGUGCACGGCUGUCCCGGCCAUGACAGCCCGCCGCCGCCGCCGACACCUGAUGCGGGAUCCUCCUUGAGUGUUGGGCCGGAGUCUUCGCGAGUGAGCCUCGAGUCUCUUUGGAGGGAAGGCCGAGCCCAAUUCCUGGACCAGCUUGGCCCCCGUCAGCGGCAGCGUGAAGAGUCUCUCCACGACGAGACUACUUUGGAAGCCACAGUCACCUCCCUCUUGGAAGCCAAGGCCAAGGCAGAAAAGGCAUAUGGGACAAGGUUCAAGGGGGACGAGGCUGAAUGGAGACUCAGCCGCGCCAUACAUCACCUCGGGAUGAUCCUGCGCGUUGGCGACAGCGCGAUGAGUUUAGCUCCAGAAACCGCCUCCUAUGUUUGGGCAGCAUUCCGUCUACUCGCUUCGGUCAUCAGCUACGAUUUCCAGUUGUGUCACUCCGUGGUCAACGCCAUUGAGCAAAUGUCGUUCACUUUGUUUGUCUGCCAAAGCUACGCCAAGCGCCAACUCCGUCGAUUACCAGACCUCACGGGCGAGUCGCGCUUGAUGGCCCAGAGGGUUCUGGAAAGGAUUCCGCCACUGCUUGCUUUGACGAUGAGGUUCGCCUACGAAACCCGGAGACUGGUCAACAAGGGGCCACUGCGUCGCACUCUCUCCGUAUUCCUUGGCGGAGAUCAGGAGCUCAAGGACAUUGUCGAGGAAGCUGAGAGGAAGCGGGACGAGCUGAUCCAAGCGUCAGAUAUCACAUAUGACGAAGCAUAUGACCAAAUGCUGCAUGCCAUCAAUCAAAAAACCGAGGAGGUUGGCGAGACACUUGGCCACAUCCAACUGGCGCUCAACCGAAUGGACCAGGAGAACGGGGAGACGGCUGGAAACGUCCGAGCAAUCACCCUGGAACAACUGAGGGACAGGCAGCUGAGAGACUUGAACGCCAAGUUGGAAAGCCAUCUGAAGCUGCUUCAAAGCGAGGGAAUUGCCGACAUCCAUGAGCCAAAGAAGGUCCUCCGCGAAAGCCUAGAGCGCAGACAUCCUGGAACCUGCGAAUGGAUCGUUUCCGACCCGAGAUUUUCAGCAUGGUUCCAACCUGAAUGCGCCGGCUCCUCAAACGUGGACUCUCUGCUGUGGCUCUCAGGAGCGGCGGGUUUUGGCAAGUCCGUCCUCAUGUCCUACGUCAUGGAUUAUCUCGAGCGCCAGGCGCUGUCGACCCAAUCCAAGGACAAGCCGGUGGUCCUGCGCUUUUUUUGCAAGCUUGGGAACGACGCAUCUCAGAAGGACGCUAAGAUCCUUGCGAAUUUGAUUUCCCAGCUUUUGUUUCUCGUUGUUGAACUUGAUGAUGUCUCGGACUCGGCGAACGCGGAGGGGUGCUGUCAAACGAAGAAACGAUGUGUGGAUCUGAUCGAUGAGCCAAAGCCAGACGGAACCUCUCUCGGGAUAGGAACCAGCGUUUCUGCACGAGCCGCCUUGCUUUGCGACCUUGCACGAGCAUUCAACAGGCGGGUUUAUGUGCUGAUCGACGCGCUAGACGAAUGCGAGGAUAGAGGCGAAGCGCUCCUGGGGUGGCUAGUACAGGUUGCUGAAGCGGAUCUGGACGUCCGAGUGCUAGUGUCCAGUCGACCUGAGAGCGAUAUCCAGAGAGCCUUUGCAAAGCACAACCCGCCGGGAAUCGAGGUCGAGAAAGAGGUGACUGAAAGGGACGUGGAGGCAUACAUUGCAGGCACCUUGAGGACUUUCAGCCGGUUCGAUCAGUCCAAGCGCCAAAAAGCCUUUGCCCGCAUCGCGGAGCGAGCUGCUGGCAUGUUUCGAUACGCACACCUGGCCAUUGAGAGCUUGAGGUCACCGGCUGCACUCAGAAGGUCGUUCAAGGAACUCAUGGAUGGUCUACCAGAUGGGUUGGCGGUCCUUUACGAACGGGAACUAUGCGCUCUCGAACCAGACAAGCGCGAGAUACUAAUGGUCGCGUUGCGGUGGCUCGUCUGCGGGGAAGGGCCUAUCUCGUUGACGCUGGUCGCGGACGAACUGGAAGGCACUUAUCUUCACGAUCACCCCGACCCUGAAGCCGAAGACGACGAGACGGAGGGUGGCAACGAAGGGAUCGAGGCCGGCGAUUUGAGCAACAACCAUGACCGACCGGAGAUUCAACGAGUUGGAGACGAAGAGCGGGACAGCAUUGAGCACUUGCGGUCCGCCGGCCGUAACUUCCUCAAGAUCGACGAUCAAGGCAUCAUGACAUUGCAGCACACUUCGGUUCGAGACUACGUCAUCUCAAGGUCGGAAAACCCAACUGGCGACCAGCAGGACGCGCUAUGUGCAAGAUGUCAGCAGCGCCUCCGGCCGCUUUCCACGGCUGAGGCUGGUCCCAAGCAAGGGCACCUCAUCAUGACGCUCAGAUGCUUGGAGAUGCUCAACUGUCCUGCUUUCCAAAAGGAGUUCCUGUCGCCUUGCCUUACGGGGAAGGCCAAACAUGACAUCUCCUCAAAGUCCCAGUUUAACCCUGGAUCUGAUGCACGAGACGCUAUGCCAGCUUGGGAAGAUGUUUUUCCUCGCGAAUGGUGGGAAGGUGGCUGGGACGAACUCUGGUCAGAUGAACUUUUCGGCAGUUCAGAGAAACGAUCAGGGGAACAUCUCUGGUUUUGCCGAGAACGGAUUGCUUUCUCUCGGGAGAGGGCCGUUGGCGCCAUUCGCUAUGAAAUCAGCCAUUGGGAUUACCAUGUCCGGGCCGCUGAAAGUUUGUGGGAGGAGCACGAGCGCGGAAGUCGAGAGUGGCUGAGGCUCUACCAACUCAUUGAGGAAUUCCUGAACGACAGCAACCUGCUCCAAACCUUGAAAGAGAAGAUUUACUGUCGCCCAUUGUUCAACCCCGCCAAUACGGCCAUCCACAUCGCGUCCCAGUUAGGGAUCACUCACUACAUCCGCCACUACAUCCGAAGCGGUGGCGCUAUCGACAUUGAGAACACGGACGGUGAGACACCGCUACACCUUGCAUGUAUCGACCAGCGAGGCCAUGUGGCGGUGCGUCUCCUGGUCGAACACGGCGCUGACGUCAACAAACUUUGCGAUGUGGACGGGCUCGGCGACACGCCUCUAUCUCACCUAGUGCGGGCACGCGCACCACUGGCAUUGAUCCAACACCUUCUCAACCAUGGUGCGAGUGUCGCAGCGAGUAUUUCGCACCCCGGCUCCGUUCUCAAGGCUGCGAUUCAGGGGGGCAUGUUUGAAACGGUGAAGACAGUCCUCGAUCGGGGCGGGAGAGAGCUGCUCAGUCCUGGAUGUGCGGAUGAAGAUGCACUGAGCUUUGCUCUCGGAAACCCUGCAGCAUCCGAGGACAUCAUUCGGCUUCUCUUAGCCGACGUGACCGACGUCAAUCUUCGCCCUGAAGCAGAAUGGUGGGAACCGCCAUUAAUCCUAGCCGCGAGAUAUCGAAGCACGGCGAUUGCCAAACUGCUGCUUGAGGCAGGAGCCGAGCUUGAGGCCAAAAGUCCUGUAACUGGUCGAACUGCGCUGCACGAAGCGAUCUCAGGGCAGAAAACUGACUUGGUCAUCUUUCUGCUUAAGCACGGGGCUAGCGUGGUUUCCAAGGACAUGCACUCUGAAAAUGCGAUCUGGCAUGCUCUGAACCAGCCGUCGGACGACACGACGCUACUUCGGAUAAUCCUCCGCAGCAUCGAGGGCAAUCAAACUGCCAAGUCUUCCUUGAUUCAACGCAGCGAGUCUGGCGGGCGUACGCCACUGCAUGAGUGCGCCGAAUGUGGCUGGGUCGAACGGGCUGAACUUCUCUUAGAUGCUGGCGGCAGCCAGUUCAUGGUAUCGCAGGUGGAUGGGAGGGGGAACACUCCCCUUCAUGCGGCAGCCGCUAACGGACAAUUCGGUGUUGUUCGCGUGCUUCUUGAGCACGGAGCUGACAUGCUAGCCACAAAUGAUGAUGGCCGCACCGCUCCCGACCUGGCUGGAUUGAGUUGGCUGGCAGGGGAGGACACCACAGGAAUCUACGGGUUGACCGUGGACGUUUUCCUGCGACAAGACAUGCCAGUGCCAAGCGCUCUGAGGCCGGUGCUCCUAACCUUGGCCGCCGAGGACGGCUCAGCCGAGGUCUGCCGUCGAAUUGUCCAACUCGACCGUCACCUCGCGCAGGUGCCGGACGGGCAUGGCUGGACCCCCUGGAUGGUGGCUGCGCAUGCCCGCCAACUCGCAGUCCUUCGCAUCUUGCAGGACCUGGACGCCAUGUCGGACGACUCAAGCGACCCGGAGCCGACCAGCGAUGCCCAACAUGGAUAUCCUCCUUCAGCAUGGAUCUCGAUCGCAGAGGCAUUCGAAUCGCGCGACAAGCUCGAGCUCCGCAAGACGAACCCAGAUCGACAGACAGUAGGACCGGUAUUCGCAGACCAUCCAGCCCCCUUCGACGUGUCCCGGUAUUACUGGGAACUCGACGUUGUGGAGGUGAUGGAGGCUAGCAUUGCACUAGGCUUGUCCCUUGAGCACAACCGGUACGAUAUCCUGUCUGAAACGUGGCACUACCGUAAUAUUCGCGGGAUAUGGUUAUACCGCAGCCAUGAUGGCAAAGUGACCAGGGCAGGCGAUUCUCCUUCCGGAAGAAAACCACCGACCUUGACUGGGCCGAAGUACGGGCAAGGGGACAAGGUUGGAUGCGGCAUCGACUUCGCCAAAGGAGUCAUUUUCUUUACCAAGAAUGGGGUACUCCUCGGCGACGUCGCUGAGAUCCCUGACCGCCGGCUGUUUCCGGUCGUUGUGGUAAGCGGGCGGACGGUGUGGCUCAAGGCGAACUUCGGGACAGACCCGGACAAGCCGUUCAAGUACGACCCGGAGCUUUACGGGGCGGAGACCGAGGAACCGACGGGGUUCAGGCAAACGACGUGA